UCAACCCUAGUUUUGUUUCUCCUCUUUAGAAGAAUGAAGAUUGUAGGGUUCAUAGCAGUAGGUUCGAAGGCUUACAAAUGGUUUUUCAGUAGUAAGAACAUGUUUAAGCUCAACCUCUCUUUCCUUAGUUCAAGACCCAACAAAAGCCAUAGCCCCCCUUAUUUCUGUUCAUCUCUUCCUACUGAAAGUAGCAACAGUGUCGCAAGAGAUGAGGAGCUUGUGAGAGUUUUUGAUCAUUUUGACACCAACAAAGACGGUAAGAUCUCAGCCAACGAACUUCAAGCUUACUUCCUGUCGAUCGGGGAACCUAUGUCCAUUGGUGAGGCUCAGAGUGUGAUAAAAGAGUUGGACAAUGAUGGUGACGACUUGCUGGAGUUUGAUGACUUUGUCAAAUUGAUGAGGCGAGAGGAUAUUAAUGCCAAUGAAAAUGAUGAUCUUAAGAACGCUUUUGAGAUGUUUCAAGUUGAUGAAGGCUGUGGAUGCAUUACACCAAAAGGAUUGCAGAACAUGCUCAAUAGACUCGGAGAUGCCAAAUCAUACGACGAGUGUGUAUCCAUGAUCGGCGUCUUUGAUCUUGAUGGAAAUGGUGUUCUUGAUUUCCAUGAAUUUCAGAAGAUGAUGAGUUCAACAUGAAGUACCGUGUGCUUGUGCGGUUGAGAUAUUCUGUUUUGUUGUCAAAUUUGUAAAGCAAAUGGUUGUGCUAUUGGUGCAGGCCUUGCUAAAAGGUGUUUGUUAGAAUGCAUAAGUUAUGUAGUGACGUCUGAUAUUAUUUCUAGAUGUUCUUACAGUAUGGGGUUUAGGCUCAAUGUCCCCCCUUGUAUUCUGCAGUUUCGUUACGGCGUGAGUGCAGUCGACAGCCCAUUUCAAAAACAAAACAAAAAACUGUUUC
This is a messenger RNA of Argentina anserina (silverweed cinquefoil), 889 nucleotides long. Its product is annotated as probable calcium-binding protein CML41. The record is from RefSeq and is a predicted model, not a curated record. Lineage: Eukaryota; Viridiplantae; Streptophyta; Magnoliopsida; Rosales; Rosaceae. Gene Ontology annotation, molecular function: calcium ion binding. The transcript has a single exon. Bases 34 to 633 code for a protein of 199 amino acids.